CUCUCUCCUCCCCAUAAAUAUUGUCCACUUCGCCACACUUUCUCUUCACUCUCCUCUUGCUGAAUUCUGAUUCUAGUGCAAUGGCCAGGGACAUUGGAGUAGGUGGGCACAGCGACUUCCAUGCAAAGGACUACCACGACCCGCCACCGGCGCCGUUGAUCGACGCUGAAGAGUUAACCAAGUGGUCAUUUUACAGAGCAAUCAUAGCUGAGUUUAUCGCCACUCUCUUGUUCUUGUACAUAACUGUACUGACCGUGAUUGGUUACAAGAGCCAGACCGACCCCAACCUUAACACUGAUCAAUGUGGCGGCGUUGGUAUUCUUGGCAUCGCUUGGGCCUUCGGCGGCAUGAUCUUCGUUCUCGUGUACUGCACUGCCGGUAUUUCUGGUGGCCACAUUAACCCGGCAGUGACAUUUGGGUUGUUGUUGGCGAGAAAAGUGUCACUGGUGCGAGCCAUUUUGUACAUGGUGGCUCAGUGUUUGGGAGCCAUUUGUGGCUGUGGGCUUGUUAAGGCAUUCCAGAAGGCUUACUAUAACAGGUACGGCGGCGGGGCCAACGAGCUGGCCGACAGCUACAGCACCGGAACUGGGUUGGGCGCUGAGAUCAUUGGAACUUUUGUUCUUGUCUACACUGUUUUCUCUGCAACUGAUCCCAAGAGAAACGCAAGAGAUUCACAUGUUCCCGUUUUGGCACCUCUCCCCAUCGGAUUCGCUGUGCUUAUGGUUCACCUGGCUACCAUUCCGGUCACCGGAACUGGAAUAAACCCGGCUAGAAGUUUCGGAGCUGCUGUGAUUUACAAUCAGGACAAGGCAUGGGAUGAUCAAUGGAUUUUCUGGAUUGGACCUUUCAUUGGUGCUGCCAUUGCUUCAUUUUAUCACCAGUUCGUCCUCAGAGCAUCCGCCACUAAAGCUCUUGGGUCCUUCAGAAGCAGCUCCGCCAUAUAAUUUAUACAAGUUAUGGUGCAGGGAUCAAAGCAUUAUUGCUUCAUUAAGAGGCGCAGGGAAAGUUUGGAACUUGUAAAUUAUUAAUGCAUUUUCUGGUGAAUAUGUCAAUCGUGUUGCCUUGGUGUGCCCGGCACUGGUUUUAAAAAGCGCUCGUGUGUUGUAAUCUACUUCACUUUGCUUUGCGUUGUUCUAUUUGUUAAUAAUAUUGAUGUGAAAAAUUAAUAGCAAAUAUUUGGAUUGAGCAAAA
Mangifera indica (mango) is the source of this 1191-nucleotide messenger RNA. RefSeq names its product aquaporin PIP2-2-like. Gene Ontology annotation, biological process: transmembrane transport. Bases 81 to 944 code for a protein of 287 amino acids. Lineage: Eukaryota; Viridiplantae; Streptophyta; Magnoliopsida; Sapindales; Anacardiaceae. Gene Ontology annotation, molecular function: water channel activity. The record is from RefSeq and is a predicted model, not a curated record. The transcript has 4 exons. Gene Ontology annotation, cellular component: plasma membrane.